AUGCGUCUCCUUCCAAUACUAAUGACCGUUGGGUCAGCACUUGGUGCAGUCCUUGUAGACUUCCAGUCCGCCAGAGGAGAUGAUCCAUCCGUGCUGGGCCUGCGCAACCUCGAAACCAAACGAGGAACAAUGAUCCCCGAUAACAUUCCCGACUUAUUCAUUAAGAAAGGGAAAGAUCCCAAGGGUGCCCCUGCGGCCCAUUUCCACAAGAAGACGGGUAUGCUGCGAGCCGAAUAUCACUCCCUCAAUAAAGAAACGAAGAAAGACACAACAUACGCCAUUCGCUAUGAGUUCUCCUUGGGGGCAAUUCAGCAGAGUCUAAGCAUCUGGCAAUUUAAGGAGUACCUCACAGACAACGCGGAAGAUGGUGGCGCCAACGUCCCUCUUGCCCUGAAGUUUUCUCGCAACAACCUUCAGCUCCAGUACCAGCCUAAAUGGGACGCGCCGCGACAGAUUCUAUGGCAAAUCGCUCCUGAAGUCAACACCAAAUACCGUGUAGACUUUUUGAUCAACACCGCCACCCCUGGCUGGGUUCAAUUCGCGUGGAAUGGGGAACUUCAGAAACUCGGCCCUAAUAAGGAAACUCGGUUCGCUGCAACCACAUUUCCUGGUCGGUCGGAUCCAAAGUUUGGCGCGUACCUAGCGGACGAUAUUGAUAUCGACUUCUAUGUCUAUAGAGUCCUUAUUGAGGAGAGGUAG
Molecule: messenger RNA, 699 nt
Organism: Nannizzia gypsea CBS 118893
Lineage: Eukaryota; Fungi; Ascomycota; Eurotiomycetes; Onygenales; Arthrodermataceae
Exons: 2
Coding region: 1-699 (232 amino acids)
Source: RefSeq, a predicted model, not a curated record